This is a messenger RNA of Eucalyptus grandis, 1401 nucleotides long. Its product is annotated as Golgi to ER traffic protein 4 homolog. The record is from RefSeq and is a predicted model, not a curated record. Gene Ontology annotation, cellular component: cytosol. Bases 215 to 1189 code for a protein of 324 amino acids. Gene Ontology annotation, molecular function: protein binding. The transcript is spliced from 12 exons. Lineage: Eukaryota; Viridiplantae; Streptophyta; Magnoliopsida; Myrtales; Myrtaceae. Gene Ontology annotation, biological process: protein insertion into ER membrane.
GGGGAAUUCAUUCACCGCGAGAAGAGAACGCCGAGCCCCGGCCGAGCCAUCACAGCAGUCCCGACGCUUCCGCAGCUCGCGUUUCCUGCACCUUCAAAACGGCACGCAAUCCGAUCGCGCAGAGAGAGAGAGAGAGAGAGAGAGCGAGCUUUAAUCGGAUCUUCGCCUCGCCGGAGGGAAAGCUCUCAGCUCGCAGCAUCCGCCGCGCGCGAACAUGUCGAGAGAGCGAGCGAGGAGAUCGACCCUGCCUCCCGCGCAAGAGAAUAUCGGGAAAUUGGAGAAAGUGGUGAGCGAGGGCAAUUUCUAUGGAGCUCAGCAGAUGUACAAGUCUGUCAGUGCUAGAUACAUAGCUGCUGAGAGGUAUGCGGAAGCUUUGGAUAUCCUAGAGUCAGGCGCAUGCCUACAGCUGCAGAACGGUCAGAUUACUUGUGGAGCCGAGCUUGCUGCUUUAUUUGUGGAGGCACUAGUUAAAGGAAAAUAUGCUUGUGAUGAUGAAACGCUUGAUCGUGUCAGAAAAAUCUACAAGAAAUUUCCUCAGAUGUCAAUACCAGAACGCUUGGGCGAUGACGAUGACAUGCAGCAACUUUCAGAAGCCCUUGCAGCAGCAAAAACACGUGUAGAAUGCUGCUCAUCAUUCUUGAAAGCUGCUCUAAAAUGGUCUUCUCAGUUCGGACCCCAUAGGGCUGGAUCACCAGAGCUUCAUUCUAUGCUAGCAGAAUACAUUUACUCUGAAUCUCCUGAGGUGGAUAUGGCUAAAGUGUCCUUUCAUUUUGUUAGAGGAAACAACCCAAAGAAGUUUGCCUCAACUCUAGUAAAUUUUAUGGGAAAGUGUUAUCCUGGUGAAGAUGAUCUGGCAAUUGCACGAGGAAUAUUAAUGUACUUAUCUUCAGGUAAUUUAAGAGAUGCUAAUAAUCUGUUGGAUGGGAUAAAGCAGCAGCUGGAAUCAAAACAGCAGGAUUUCCCCAAGUCAGAUUUGAUGCAGUUCAUCGAUUAUCUUUUACAAGUAUUACAGAGAGAUGCAUUGCCUCUUUUCAAUAUGUUGAAAGGGAGUUACAAGCCAAGUAUAGAUAGGGAUCCAGCAUUCCAUGAGUUUCUAGAUCUAAUAGCAGAGAGGUUCUAUGGCGUUCAACGCAGAAAUCCCUUGCAAGGGAUGUUUGGAGAUAUCUUUAAGAUGAUGGGAGGUGAAUAGUCCUUCAUGCAACUUUGCGGUCUUUCCGAUGAAACAUGCCAUAUCCGAGCACAGGAGAGGACUCCCUUAGCAAUUUUGUACAUUAUUUUUGAAUUAACAUUUACUGCAAAAAUUUGACGGGAAGUUGCAAUAUUCGGAUGAAACUUAACAAAACGGAGUUCUUUGCUCUUUGUUCUGGUAAUUAGUUCUCCAAAGCAACGUAGUAGCCGGAA